This is a messenger RNA of Cygnus olor (mute swan), 2309 nucleotides long. RefSeq names its product visual system homeobox 2 (gene VSX2). The transcript has 5 exons. The coding region runs from base 1 to 1143 and encodes 380 amino acids. Gene Ontology annotation, molecular function: DNA-binding transcription factor activity, RNA polymerase II-specific; sequence-specific double-stranded DNA binding. The record is from RefSeq and is a predicted model, not a curated record. Lineage: Eukaryota; Metazoa; Chordata; Aves; Anseriformes; Anatidae. Gene Ontology annotation, cellular component: nucleus. Gene Ontology annotation, biological process: regulation of transcription by RNA polymerase II.
AUGACGGGCAAAGCGGGCGCGGCGCUGGCCCCCAGCCUGCCCGGCAAGCCCAAGCCCGACGGCGCGGCCGCCGCCGCCCCGCCGCCACCGCCUCCGCCGCCCCCCGCGGCGGGGGCCAAGCCCAGCUCCGGGCCCACCCCUCCCCGCUGCACCGGUUUCGGCAUCCAGGAGAUCCUGGGCUUGAACAAGGAGCCGCCGUCGCACCCGCGGGCCGCCCUGGACUCGCUGCCCGCCGGGCACCUGCUGGCGGCCCGCUCCGUCCUCAGCCCCGCCGGGGUGGGCGGCGUGGGCAUGGGGCUGCUGGGGGCCGGCGGCAUCCCCGGCUUCUACACGCAGCCCACCUUCCUGGAGGUGCUCUCCGACCCCCAGAGCGUCCACCUGCAGCCGCUGGCCCGGGCCCCCGGGCAGCUGGACAGCAGCCAGACGGCCAGCUCAGAUUCCGAAGAUGUCUCCUCCAGCGACCGAAAAACGUCCAAAUCCUCCCUCAGCCAGAGCAAGAAACGAAAGAAGAGGCGGCACAGGACAAUCUUCACAUCCUACCAACUGGAGGAGCUGGAAAAGGCCUUCAAUGAGGCCCACUACCCUGACGUGUAUGCUAGAGAGAUGUUGGCCAUGAAAACAGAGUUGCCAGAAGACAGGAUACAGGUUUGGUUCCAGAACCGCCGGGCUAAGUGGAGGAAGCGGGAGAAGUGCUGGGGCCGGAGCAGCGUGAUGGCCGAGUACGGGCUCUACGGCGCCAUGGUGCGUCACUCCAUCCCGCUGCCCGAGUCCAUCCUCAAGUCGGCCAAGGAUGGCAUCAUGGAGUCCUGCGCACCCUGGCUCCUGGGGAUGCACAAAAAGUCUCUGGAAGCAGCGGCUGAGGCGGGGAGGAAGACGGAGGUGGAGCGCCAGGCCCUGCCCAAACUUGACAAGGGUGACAAGGAAGAGAGGGGCCCAGAUCCCAAAACCGCCAUUUCCCAGGAGGAACUGAGAGAAAACAGCAUUGCCGCCCUCAGGGCUAAAGCUCAGGAGCACAGCACCAAAGUCCUGGGGACCAUCGCUGGGGACACCCCCAGGAAGCCAGAGAAAGGGGAGGAGGCGGCGGAGGACGAGAGGCAGAUGGAGAAGUCCAGCGUGUCGCAGAAAGAGGAGCAGCUGAUCUAGGGGGUGCAGAGGCAGCAGGAGACAGCCCCGACAGACACUGUGUCCUCCAGGGGCUGAAGCUGGCCAGGUGGCCCCUGCAGCCCCCUCCUGGGGCAUGGGGCUCGGCCUCUGUGCAUGGGGCAGCCCCAAGGGUCACUCCCCUGGAGCGCAGCCCUGCCCCUCGCUCCUCUGCCCACAGGGCCUCCCUCACCCCUGCCCCUUCCUCAUCUCCAUCGCCACCCCAGGGGGGACCGUGGCUCCGGCCCCAGGCCCCAUCCAGCCCCCUCCAGGCUGGCUCAGCCUGGCUCACCUCCUCCUCCUGCCCUGUGUUGCUGCUGUGCCCCAUGCCCCAGCCAUCACCCGCUGCCCCAGCCCUGCCUUCGGCAGGACGAGCCUGCGGCCCUGUUGGCAUGAAAUGGCGAGCCUCCACCGCACGUCUCUCCUGACCCAGCACUGCGGGCUGUGAGUUUGGUGUGGUUCAUUUUUGCCUCCUUUAUGAGGGGAGACACAGGCUUUGCCCACAGACGUGAUGCCACGUUCCCACCUCGCGCCUCCAGGUCACCCCGGCCCACGCCGCCAUCUCCUCCACACAUGCUCAGGGGCUGAAGCCAUCAUGGUGGUGGGCGCUAGAGGCCGGUGCCACACUAUUUAGCUCAGCAUCCCUCGGGCUGCAGGGCCAGGCACCAUCUCUGCAGCUUCUACCUCUCUGCACAGCAAGGCCUGCAGCCCUGGCUGUAAAACACGCUUGGGGCAGGCUGCUCCCGCAAGGCUGGCAGAGACGGCUAGGUGUGUCUGUAUCCCAAAGGCCAGAGCCUCCAUUGCAGAGAGGUUGAAUGCCGGGGAAAACAUUUACCACUUAAAUUAUUCUAGGAGAUAGAACCUAAUUUGCCAAACUUAUUUAUGGAAUUGAAUUUGCCCCGCUUGCCCUCUGAGUGCUAAAGGGAACGACAGCCAUGCAGAUAUGCCCCUGACACAUGCUGUAAUGUGUACAUACGUCUCCUCGCUGACCCCACACGUGCACACACACAGACCCACACAGCCAAACCCGCUGUUUUUUGCAGUGCCCCAUGUUAACAUCGCCCUUCCAUCCUGGUCAGGCUGUGCUCCCCAAGGACGAUGUAGGACGGUCACUUCCACGCAGCCCUCUCUGUCCCGCUUUCAGCUGCCAGCACCCUCUCCCCAGAGCU